AUGUCGACUAAAGAGGACGAGCGCUGCCGCCUUCUCGAGUUGCCUGGGAAACUCCGCAAUCGCAUUUACCGUGAUGCGCUCGUGCUCGGCCCAGGUCUCGAGAUCCCGGUCAAGGCUACGGGCUACAACACCGAGGGACUCAUGCGCACAUGCAAGACCAUCCGCAACGAGACCACAAGUCUCUUCUAUUGUGAGAAUCAUUUCGCAGUCGAAGUCUGGGACUAUGAUCCGACCGCGCUCAUUCGUUUCACCGCCAUCUUAUCUUCGCUCGGAUUUUCUUCGCUCGGAUCUGACAACGCUAAGAUGCACAUCGAAGGAGAUGUGAAGAGCAAAAAGCCUUCCUGGCCUAACUUUUUGCGCCUGCUGCAGGGUAUCCACGAGGAUAAAGUCAUUCGCAUUCCGAGCACACCGGCUGCGGGCUUGGAAAGGGGUGGGCAAUCUUUGGAGGAUAUGGUUGUAGCAGGACUGGUCGUGCUUGUGAUGCAAACGAGGGAUCUGUCGUGGACACGGGUUCGAGACCUGUUGAGAGAGCAGCGACCAGUGCUGGGUAGGAUCGAUGCAGCGUGGAUGGAGGAGGAUGUGUAG
Fulvia fulva is the source of this 585-nucleotide messenger RNA. RefSeq lists its product as uncharacterized. NCBI's taxonomy places the organism in Eukaryota, Fungi, Ascomycota, Dothideomycetes, Mycosphaerellales, Mycosphaerellaceae. The transcript has a single exon. Bases 1 to 585 code for a protein of 194 amino acids. The record is from RefSeq and is a predicted model, not a curated record.